UCGUCUAUGUAAAGGAAGGACACACGGAUUUGUCUUCAAUCAGGUGUUUGAACCCAAUAAUAAACAGGUCACAAGGUUUAGUUUGAUUGGAGGAAGAGACAAAUUGUGGAGUAACUGAUUACAAGUGACUGGUUUCUUACUGAUUGCAAAAGCAAUGGCAGUGCAUGAGCAUCAUAUGGAUGGAAGGAGCCCAUCAUUCAACUCAAUGUUACUUCCAGAGUUGAAAGCUGCUGUGAGAAAGAAGUCACACGAGGUGAAUGGCUUGGAAGUAGAAAACAACCCAUCUAGCCAAAAAGUGCUGAUGCCAAAGCCCAGGAUGCGGGCAGUGGCUUCUACAGCUGUCAGUUCUGCAGGCAGAAAACAGAGCAGUGGAAAUGAUACCAAGAGACCUGAUAUGGUGAAGUUCAAACCAGUGCCUGCUCCUCGCAAGAAUGUGCCCAAAGUGAGACAGCGAAAGUCAAGUUCAGGUGGAGAUAACAGUAGAGAGGGAACACCCGGUGCGAUUGCCAAUGUUGUGAAAGAGAGUAGUGAGGGUUCUCUUGAUGAUAGCCCUUGGGAAGAUGAUGAGCCAGUGACACAGCAAAAAGAAAAGAGCACGUCACCGAAAAGAAGACAACACAAACCACCAUUCUUAGGGAAAAAUAGGUUUAUGAGAAAGAAGCCACCUGAAAAACCUCUUCGCAGUCCAGGAACUUUUGAUCGUGCAGCACAGCUUCAUAAAGUAACAGGGUCGGAUAAUGAAAAUGUAAAUGACGAAGAUGGCGAAAAUAUUUAUGAUGACGUUGGAGAGGUUAUCACCUUAGACAGAGAAGAGGGAGGUAAGUCAAAUGAGAAUUCAAAAGAGCAGUUAGUAGAAGUCAAGAUAGCUUUACUUCCCAAACGAAAUUGUGACGUAUACUCACCGGCAUGGUCACAAUCAAAGCAUUGUGACAGUAACCAUGCAACAAGAAAUGAUGCUCGCGUACAAAGUUGUAGAGAUAACGGGAUUGUCAAUAUGGCACAAGCCUCAUCUGAUCACUCUAAGCAAAAUACACCAAGAAUGCCUUCAAAGGAAAUUUUGUAUUGUGAGCCACUAGUUCAUGAUUCAACUCCAGUGGUUGGGGUAGAACACACAAAACAUAAAUCUCCUCCAAAGCGUCGAGUAGUUCCAAAGCCACCAGUAAAUGAUGAGGCAUCACCACGAAGGCAGAGGCCUCCUGUCCCUAUCAGGCCAAGACCUAAUGCUAGCCACUCAGCAAAACAAGUUCCUGUGGUGCCAAGAAUGCGUCAAUACCGAAGUGAUAACACAUUGGAUGUUAUAAAGCAGUCAGAAGAAACAGACGAAGGACAACAUAAUGGCGAUGCCCUUCUUUCUGUACAAUUUCGACCAAGAUCGGUAUCAUCUCAGAAUUUAUCAUUAUGUGACAAUAACAAUGACAAUGAGGAUGAGGGGACAUUAAAGAGGUGUCAGUCAUUUGAUUCAGAGAGCACUCUCACCAGUAGUCAGACAGCAGAAAGUAUGGGAACAGUUGCUCCAUUUUAUCACGAGUUGGACAUACAGCGAGAGUCAAUAUGUCCCAGUAGAGAUAGUGCAGCUGUUUAUGAUGCAGUCAGUUCGCUUGGACGAGAGUUUGUGUUACCUGAUGUUGGAUACAGAGAUGUUGGUGCACGCCGUGUUAGCACUGAUUCCAUGGGGAGUACAUUGGGACGACGUAUGCUCUGGGCUGAACAACAACAGGUUAUGGAGAGUGGUAUGCUAGAUUCUUUAUCAGAGCAAGAGAGGAAGUUGCAAGAGGCUUUAUAUGAGGUGGUAACUUCUGAAGCAAGCUAUCAUCACAGUCUGAGUAUUCUCAUUGAGAAUUUUAUGGAAGCACCCGAGCUGUCUGACAGUUUGCCUGAGGGUCGCCGUAUUUUGGACAAGCAGCAGAGGCAUGUUUUGUUUUCCAACCUUGCUGCUGUGUGGGAAGUUGCAACACAAUUCCAUGAAGCUCUUCAAAAACGGUUGCAGCAAAGUGUAAAAAUUGACACUGUGUGUGACAUCAUUCAAGACUUUGCUGUCAAUCGUUUUGAUGUCUACGUGAAGUAUUGUUCUAAUCAACUGUUCCAGAACAGAUUGCUGAAUGAGUUGAAUUCAACUAAUCCUGAGUUUGCUGAAGUAGUGAGACGGCUGGAGUCUAAUUCAGUGGCACAAAGCUUACUUUUCAGCUCAUUUCUUAUCCUUCCUGUUCAGCGCAUUACUCGAUUAGCAUUACUGAUUUUGGCUAUUCUUGACAGAACUCCUGCAGACAGUCCAAGUCACAAGCUAGCUACAGAUGCAUUAACAUCUGUUCAAAAUGUUGUUGACAGGUGCAACGAGGGUGCUCGAUCAAUGGAGAGAACAGAGCAAAUGAUUGCACUAAGCAAGCUAGUUCGAUUUGACAAGCUGAAGGGCCUGCCACUAAUCUCACCUAAACGUUGGUUGCUGAAACGAGGUCCUGUAACGCAGUUGAUUACAGAAAAGAUGCUAACACGUGUAAAGAUCAACAAACAGACUUUGCACAUAUUUGUAUUCACUGACUUGAUUUUGGUGACAAAACAGAAACGACAUCUGACCGAAGAGUGGUUUUCCACAAUCGAUUACGGAUUUAGGCCAUUCUUGCAGCUGGAAGAUGUUGAAGAUCCUCCAUAUACAUCAUCAGCAGGCAAACAUGCAACUGAUGGUUACGCAUUGGCGUCAUCUGGUUGUCGUAAUGCUUUCAAGCUAGUACUGUUGGAAAAUGCUCACAAAAAGACUGCAUCUUACUUUCUGAGCGUUGACACUGAAACGGAUAAAGCACGUUGGAUGGAUGCAAUUCAGCCACCCUUAAUAGAGCACAAUGGCAGCGAAGAAGUUGUAUAUACACAGUUUGACUGCCCUCAGGUUCAAGCUACUUACAAUUAUUCUUCACAGCAAGCUGACGAACUGGAUCUUACAGCUGGUGAUGUGAUGAAAGUUAUUCGGAAAAUGCCAGACGGGUGGUAUGAAGGGGAGAGAUUGCGAGAUGGGGAAGUAGGUUGGUUUCCAUCAACUUACGUAACAGAGAUUGAGAGUGAGCAUAAUCGUGCCCGUAAUCUCAAACAACGAUACCAGCUUAUUCGUGCUACUGAACAUCUUCUUCCUCAUUCUGCUGUACUUCGUAAGACCAGGUCAAGGCUAUCAGAGCUGUUUGGAUGAUGCAGAUAGACUGUUAUAUCAUCUAUGCAUAUUAUCUAUAUCUAGUUUAUGGGAUGUUCUUCAGAAUUUUGAAGUGCAAAUCUAAUGAGAUAUUUGUUAAAUU
Messenger RNA from Corticium candelabrum, 3275 nucleotides. Its product is annotated as rho guanine nucleotide exchange factor 16-like. Bases 155 to 3172 code for a protein of 1005 amino acids. The record is from RefSeq and is a predicted model, not a curated record. Gene Ontology annotation, biological process: activation of GTPase activity. The transcript is spliced from 18 exons. Gene Ontology annotation, molecular function: protein binding; guanyl-nucleotide exchange factor activity. NCBI's taxonomy places the organism in Eukaryota, Metazoa, Porifera, Homoscleromorpha, Homosclerophorida, Plakinidae.